Aspergillus ochraceoroseus IBT 24754 is the source of this 1209-nucleotide messenger RNA. RefSeq lists its product as uncharacterized. Bases 1 to 1209 code for a protein of 402 amino acids. Lineage: Eukaryota; Fungi; Ascomycota; Eurotiomycetes; Eurotiales; Aspergillaceae. The record is from RefSeq and is a predicted model, not a curated record. The transcript is spliced from 3 exons. Gene Ontology annotation, molecular function: glycosyltransferase activity.
AUGGCCUCCAAUCCCCGCAAGGCCUCUUCAGCCUCUGAAGCUGAUUUCUUCGAUAUCCCCGACGAACCGAUUCUCGCGAUAGCCAAACGGCAACUAAGACGCAUUCGGACCUGGGUUAUCUUCUUGAUCUUUUUCCUUUUCAUCCUUUACCUCCGGCAGAAACCUGCGCCUACGCCGCGCAAGGAUAAGGGAUAUAUCAACUAUGACUCCGUGGACUGGUCCCGCUACGCCUACAGCCAGUAUGCGACCUCCAGCCCGUACCUAUGCAACGCGCUCAUGAACUUCGAAGCCCUGGAGCGACUCGGCAGUCGUGCACAGAGAAUUCUCUUUUACCCGGAUGAUUGGGAUGUGGUUGUGGAGAGUGACCGGGAUAGGGAUAGCCAGUUGCUGAAUAUGGCCAAAGACAAGUAUAAUGCUAUGUUGAUGCCGAUUGAACUAGAUAUGAUCAAGCCGGGUGCAGGGUCGGGUGAGACAUGGGAGAAAAGUAUUUCGAAACUGCUUGCAUUUGGUGAGAUCGAAUUCGAACGCAUUAUCCAUCUCGACUCCGAUAUCCUUCUUUACCAGAAAAUUGAUGAGCUAUUUUUCCUCCCAUCCACUACCGUUGCCAUGCCGCGUGCAUACUGGCUUCUACCGGAACAGAAACAGCUCUCCUCACUGCUGAUGGUUAUUGAGCCGUCGUACCGCGAAUACAAAGCACUGAUGGACGUUGCACUGGGCAUGGAGACUGGCGGCGAGUCCAAGAAAUACGACAUGGAACUCCUAAACGAGUUCUACGGCGACUCGGCCCUGGUUCUUCCGCAUAGACAGUAUGCGUUGAUAUCAGGGGAAUUCCGAUCCCAGAACCACACGGCUUUCUUGGGUAAUAGCAUCGAAGAGUGGGAUCCGGAUCAAGUACUGGCGGAUGCAAAGUUUGUGCACUUUUCAGACUGGCCGCUCCCGAAGCCUUGGGUAAUGUGGCCGCAUGAGAUGCUGCGUGAUAUUCUCCCGAAAUGCAAGUUCAAGCCCGGCACGGUGCACGAGAGUGGCUGUCGCGAUCGGGAUGUGUGGAUGCAGAUUUAUGACGAUUACCGUGUAAAGCGAAGGGAUGUUUGCAAGCUUCUCAGCUAUCCCGCGCCUAACUGGCCUCUACCCGAGGAAUCCGUUGAGUCUCCAGCCGAAGCUCCAAGUAAAGAUGAGAGCGUGAAUGCAGAUGAAACCCCGCAAGCGUAG